Messenger RNA from Ustilago hordei, 507 nucleotides. RefSeq lists its product as uncharacterized. NCBI's taxonomy places the organism in Eukaryota, Fungi, Basidiomycota, Ustilaginomycetes, Ustilaginales, Ustilaginaceae. The record is from RefSeq and is a predicted model, not a curated record. The coding region runs from base 1 to 507 and encodes 168 amino acids. The transcript has a single exon.
AUGCUGGCCUGCCGCACAAAGACAAGCCACAACUCGCUCGAUAGCGACCGGCGUCCUAACACUCCACGCUUCUCCUUCCUCGGCUUGGAUGGUGGCUUCUUUUUGCAAGUAAAGGCGCCACCCGUAAACUGUCUUCCAUGCGGCAGAAGCUCGGAGAGAGUAUUUUGCACUCCCAACGCCAAGGGUUGCGCGGCAGAGGUGAAGAGAAGCAUGGCGCACGUCCCCGAACCUGCUUUCGAGCGGGUGCUCCAAGUCGAUCGGUCAUUUCAUUCGCAUUCGCAUGGCGGUGGCCUUUUGCCGGCACGACCGACUCUCCUGGCGUUCGAGCGCGCCCGCCCAUCAGGAAGGGCUCAUGUUCGCAACGCCACGCUGUCUGCUGCGGAAAGGGAAGACCCGAGAAGUCAAGGUCACGAUCUAUCCGGAGCAGUGCUUGGAAGUCGUUCGGAUCCGAGAGAAAGGGAAGACAAAUCAUGUGAGCGUGAAGCAGGCUAUGCAUUGAAAGUUUGA